AUGUACAUAGAAACAGACGUCUACGUUUCCCACCGUAACGGCUCGAACCCACAUGAACUGCUACUUUCCAUAGUCCACAUAUUUCUAAUACCUGCACUUUGGCCUUGGGCAGACAUCAAGGUCGUCCCGGAAGCGGACAGCCGGCCGUUCUUGGCCCUUAAGGAUCCCAUCAACGCUGGCAGCGAGGAUGUACAGCGACUGUACGAACAAGCUAGUCAGGUGUCGGCCAUUGCCUAUCUCCUCUUUGCUGCCGCGAGGCCUCUUUCUGAAGCCCCUGGCUCAUCCAACGCGCUUUUGCCGUACCUGACGCCCACAUUGCUGCGACUGUACACGUCCCAGCCUGGGCGCUGCAGCUCCACCCUGACCAGACAACUGUACGACUUAUCUCUGAAGCUGUACGGAACAACCGAGCUGCAGUCCUGUCACUACGAUCUGUACACCUCCCUCGGAGCUGCCUUUUCCUGGGUCCGGGACAACAUCCCCCUGCGGCUGCAGGAGGUCCCCGGGCAGCCUCUGGCCUCCGCCGCGUGGCCCGACAUGUCGCGGACUACCCCGCUCAAGCUGGCGGCGAGGGUGGCGGAGGCACUGCUGCCAAAUAACAGCCUUGGCGAUACGGCCUCCCAGCUCAAUGCCAGCUGCGGCCUGCCAGCGGCGGACUUCGCAUCCGCGGUGCCAAACAUAUCCACAGCCCUGCAAAGACUGCACGCGGACCUGCCGCUGAUACAGGGCUUGGCAGGGGAGAUGCACUCGGCCCGCUGGGCUCCAGACCAUCCCGACGUGGAUGAACGUCGCAGGGCGCUGUUAGAACAACGGACUGGUGGUUACAUCAACCCGCAGCUGCAUAUUGCUUCGGAGCUCGACACCGCUGAUGCCGAUGGCAGCUCCUCCCGCGGCAUUAUGAUCUCUGAUAAUGACGAUAUUCUCAAUAAUAAUGAUGAUGACAUCGUUGCGCACGGCGACGAAAGCACCCAUCGUUUCCACCGGCGGAGCGCCGCUACAUUGCCGUCCAACUUCUUCUACUCCCUCCCACCUGCCAACUUUGUGCUAUUGCCGCCGGGGAAGAUGUCGCAGCUGAUGGUCCCGCUGGUCUUCCACAUCAUGCUGUAUCAGGAUGGUCGGAGUAUCGGACCGGCAAGGUACGACCAGUCGUUGCAGUACGUCCAACGGAUGGUCCAGGUCACCAAUAUCAUGGCCAAACCUUCGAGCGUCCAGUUCUUUGUCAAGGAGGUGCGCAACGACCCCGCAACCUACCCGUACCUGCUGCUGAGCGAUCGAGCCACCUGGCUCCAGGUUCCCCUCCAAAAUUGCACCGGUCCCUCCUGCUUCAGCAAUGCUACCUUUAUGUCUACGAGUGUCUGGGACUUCCCACGCAGCGUCAACGUCUUCAUCGCGAGCGACUCCACAGUGGGAGUCCCGCUGGGAUACGCCUACAUUGGCGGGCCGAAGCGCCUCAGCGCGACGUGCCUGGCCUCCCAGAUUUCCAAGAGGUACCUGGGCAAUGCCAGGGGUGGCGCCUCAGUCAUAAUGGUGCGCAUACUGCGUCCCCUAAAGACGAGGUCACCAUUGUACUCGCCCGUAUGCUCUUGCUCCCUUGGCUCGGAUAUCCAACCGUACACCGGCCAUGUCUUCGUGUCUUGGGACAGCCUUUCCUUCGACGGUGCCAACUCCAUAACUUCGUAUGACGACGGGCCCAACACCCUGCUACACGAGCUGUUCCACCACCUGGGUCUGCAACACCCCUUUCAAAACAGCUAUGGCGCCCUCGGGCAGUGUGUUGAUGGUGACGACGUGAUCGACACCCCGGCCUCGCUGCGUCCCAUUAGCAGCAGCAACUUCUUCGCCACGGCUCAGGCCUACUGCAUGGAGCUCUUCUGGGGGCAGUACGGCGGCGACUGGGACGCGGCAUACGUUCGUUGGAGCAGCACGCUGGGCAUUCCCGAAUCCGACAUGAACGCCUGGGCAGACAGUUGUCCAGCUUUGCCGGGGUACGACGAGCUGGGCAACUACAUGACGUACAACACCCCCGUCUGCUUCGCAGCUCUGGGCCAUUUCACGCCAGCGCAGGUGCAGCGGGCCAUGCUAAUGACCUCUGAGGUGAACCCCCUGUUGUACGCUUGGGGCCAGUACUAUGCACAGAACGCCGCGCCUCCACCACCCCAGCGGUCGCCGCCUCCGGUGGUUGUGAACAACACGUGUAGGUCCACUGCCAAGAGCGCCUGCCCCUGUAAGAGCGAAUGGCAGCUUGGCGGCAACACCUACUUCUACUGCGACCGCACGGGAACCAACAACACCCUAACGUGUGAGGUUGCGGACCCGAUUACGUGCGCGGACUGUACCUCCCAGUGGCAAUGCAUCCUCCCCUGUGCAGCGAGGUUACCGCCACCACCGCCGCCCCGCCCGCCGUCGCCACCGCCGAUGCCGCCACCGCCGCCGCCGCGUUCCGUUCCGUCAGAGUGCAUGAAAUCCCGCACUGGCUGCGCUUGCCGGAGCACCUGGAACUACCAAGGUGCCUUUUACAGCUACUGUGCGUCACCGGACGGAAGCGAGAACUUAUGGUGCCAGGUCAGCUCCAGCUGCCCCAGCUUCAGUAACAACCAAUCCUACCAAAACUGCCUUCCCGGCCUCAACGAAUCGUAUUGCGGAGGCCGCGUCUAUUUCAGCUCGACUCGUGUUCCGCCACGUCCACCGCGCCCACCGCUUCCUCCACCGGACCUGCGUCCCAGGCCGCCACCCGGGCCGCCUACGCCAACUGAUGGACCGAUUGCGACCAUCACCGGCCGAAUCACCAUCAACGCCAGCUGCGCUCUUCUAAGCACCAACGGAUCGGCACUUCAGAGCAACCUACUUGCGGAGCUGUCGCAGACGCUUCAGGUUCCCUUGAGCUACGUCAAAAUCACUGGCAUGGCGUGUGGAUCCAUCCUCGCGUACUACAGUGUUGCAUUCCCAACUGGCGCCACCAUUGAACAGAUCAACAGUGUCGCUCAAGCCGCAAGCGCUCUGAGCUUCACAGUCAGCAUCGGCUUCGCUUCCCGCUGGGGCAGCGUCACCCAGUCCAGCUCGGAUGUGAAUGUCCUGCAGCCCUCGGCAUCUUCCACCAGUUCCUACAAGUGGAUCGCAAUUGGCGUCAUUGUCGGUGUUGCGAUAUUGGCAAUCGUCGCCGUACUGGUCGCCUUGGUCAUUUAUUCGCGCAUCAAGAACGGCAGGGUCGCGCCCCAGGCGCAAUACCUCAUAACCGCAGCCUUCACAACCGCCCUAUCGUGCCCGCAAGCGCAAGCCGCAUUGGUUGACGCCACACCCGCGACGUUGCAGCACCCGUGA
This is a messenger RNA of Volvox carteri f. nagariensis, 3318 nucleotides long. RefSeq lists its product as uncharacterized. Bases 1 to 3318 code for a protein of 1105 amino acids. Lineage: Eukaryota; Viridiplantae; Chlorophyta; Chlorophyceae; Chlamydomonadales; Volvocaceae. Gene Ontology annotation, molecular function: metallopeptidase activity. The transcript has 21 exons. The record is from RefSeq and is a predicted model, not a curated record.